Talaromyces atroroseus is the source of this 1704-nucleotide messenger RNA. RefSeq lists its product as hypothetical. Gene Ontology annotation, cellular component: cytoplasm; mitochondrion. Gene Ontology annotation, molecular function: aspartate-tRNA ligase activity; ATP binding. The transcript is spliced from 2 exons. The coding region runs from base 1 to 1704 and encodes 567 amino acids. NCBI's taxonomy places the organism in Eukaryota, Fungi, Ascomycota, Eurotiomycetes, Eurotiales, Trichocomaceae. The record is from RefSeq and is a predicted model, not a curated record. Gene Ontology annotation, biological process: aspartyl-tRNA aminoacylation.
AUGCGCCAGAAUAUCCAGAUCAUCUCCGUCGCGAAAAAUGAUGUACAUCAACAACUGAAGACUAUCCCAAGCAACAGCCCUGUUGCAGUCCGUGGCACCGUUCAGACGAAGAAAGCGAAUGGCGUUGUCGUGGAACGCGAAAGUCCCGAAGUUGAAAAGAUUGACAGCAUCGAGAUCAGUCUGACUGAUAUUUGGCUCCUCAAUGACUUCUCUAAAGAUAUAAUCAUGACGCCGGAGACAGUAUUCCCAGCAGAGCAAAGGCAUUUGCAGCUACGUUCAGAUCGACGCCUCCGUGACGCGCUCCGAUUUCGAUCCGAAGCACGCAAAAUUUGCAGAGAGGAGCUUGAGACUGGUUCGUCUCCGUUUAUAGAGAUAGAAACGCCUCUACUAUUUAAGUCGACGCCCGAGGGUGCUCGAGAGUUCAUAGUCCCCACGCGUCGCAAAGGCCUUGCAUAUGCUCUGCCUCAAAGCCCUCAGCAGUAUAAGCAGAUUUUAAUGGCAAGCGGCAUCAAUCGGUACUAUCAGUUUGCGCGCUGUUUCAGAGACGAGGAUCUGAGAGCUGACAGACAGCCGGAGUUUACUCAACUUGAUUUGGAAAUGUCAUUUGCCACUGGCGAAGAUGUUAUGCAGUCUAUUGAAAAGGUCAUUCGGAAGCUCUGGUCAAGGCUACUCGAUAUCAACCUUGGAACGGAACCGUUCAUAAGAAUGCCAUAUCAGGAAGCAAUGAGCCGAUUCGGGUCGGACAAGCCAGAUACUCGUUUGGGAAUGGAGAUCACCAGGCUCGACUAUAUGCUACCCGUGGAUCUCGUACAGAAGAUCACGUCUCUUACAGAUCCCAUUGUGGAGGCAUUCAAGCUAGAAAGUGAAGACAAUGACCCUGCCAAAACAUUGGAAUUGGUGACCAGAUUCCUGGACUCACGUGCUGGCGCAGAAUUCAAUAAGAAUCCAGAUGGCGGCCCAGGAAUCUUUGUGUACGAUGCCAAAAAGCCUCUGCGCGGCCUGAUGCCCUUUGGCUUUGAGGCUGCGGAGCGAGUCGAGGAGAUCCUCGAACCGGAUCACGGCGACCUGAUCGUAUUACAAGCACGCAAAAAGACACCUUUCUUCUCUGGGGGUUCGACGCCACUGGGAGAUCUCCGAAAAGCUCUGCAUUCUGAAGCCGUCAAAGCAGGGCUCAAGGAGGCCCCCAAGGGGUUCGAUUUCUUGUGGAUUAUAGAUUUUCCACUUUUCUCGCCAAUGGACGAAAAUGAACCGGGCCAGGGUGGCACAGCAGGUCUCGCGUCUACUCAUCACCCUUUCACAGCACCAAAGUCCGCGGCUGAUGUCAAUCUAAUGACGACUGACCCAGCUGCAGUAGUAGCUGAUCACUAUGACCUGGUGGUCAAUGGGGUGGAACUGGGAGGCGGUAGUCGUCGCAUUCACGAUGCUCGUGUUCAGGAGAUUGUAUUCAGGGAUAUACUCAAGAUGCCGGCUUCGCGCUUAGCUGAAUUUUCGCACCUACUGGGAGCUCUUAAGGCGGGGUGUCCGCCUCAUGCGGGCAUCGCUCUUGGGUUUGACCGGCUGGUUGCUGUCAUGUUGGGUAAGGAGUCGGUGCGCGACGUGAUCGCGUUUCCUAAGACUGGGAAGGGCGAGGACGUCAUGGUGGGUUCACCAAGUGAGUUGUCUGAGGAGGUGUUGGAUACCUAUCAUCUCCGUUUGAAGCAGUGA